GCGCACACCACAUGACAUCAAAAUCUAUGAUACCCCAGUUACUGAAAAUAUCCUUUCACUUUCACUUUUAUUCUACUGUGUUAUGCCCUUUUGGGAUGAUUCCCCCCCCCCACUCCCUCCUCCUGGGGCUAGCACCCCUGUAUACCCAAAUCUGAAGUUAGCACUGGGCUUGAGUCUAUUCUCAUGUAUCCUUUUUUUUUUUUUUUUUUUUUUUUUCAAUCGGGGCGAUAUGGAUAUAUAUGGUUUUAACAACCAUCUCACUGCUAGGUAUCAGUCAUAGGUAGUCAGUCAGUCAGUCAGUCAUGUAUCUAUCGAACUAUUCUACUCAACUGGAAAUACAAAAAACAAUUACAAAAAGC
This is a messenger RNA of Aspergillus ochraceoroseus IBT 24754, 359 nucleotides long. RefSeq lists its product as uncharacterized. Lineage: Eukaryota; Fungi; Ascomycota; Eurotiomycetes; Eurotiales; Aspergillaceae. Bases 83 to 280 code for a protein of 65 amino acids. The transcript has a single exon. The record is from RefSeq and is a predicted model, not a curated record.